AUGAAUACGACUGAAAGCCACACAACCUUUGUCGAAGCCGCCGCGAGUCUGGACCACUACUGCGGUGUGGCGAAGUGGGCGCAGGACGCCCCUCCACUGGAUCGCUGCAACGCAAUUGGCCUUCUCGUCGAUGCCACCGCGGCGCAGCACCUCAUCCGGACGAACAACUUGUACGCCAUGGAGACGUUCCUGUGCUCGCUGCUGAAGCGCAACGCGCACGGUCUCAUGGACGCAUCGAUUUACCGCUACUACAACAGCGCCCCGCACUGCCUCGAGGACUACACGGACAGCAUUGAGUGCCUCAUCACGGCCUACGCGGCCGGGGCGUGGCAUGGCGAAUCUGCGGUGAGCGACAGCAACGGAGUUGCAGCGGACCGCACCUUGCCUCCAACAUCGGCCGCGCCCGUGCUGCGAAAUUUGCGUCCCUGCUGGGUGCGAUUGGAAGCUAGCGCCGGCGCUGAGGUGCGGCCACCGCUGCUUUCCGGUACACCUCCGCCAGUGUGGUCGGCGACGCACUCGGGGCCAUCUGCGGCGCUGCCGGCGGUGGACGUGACAGCCAAGAUUCAGCAGGUCUGGCAAGCGCAGUUGCGGAAGACAAUGCCCCCUAUUCAAGCGACAUGGGCAACCGCCACUGCACCACCCAGCCGGCAGCACAGCAUAUCCGCGUCCUUGCACUGUCUCGGCAGCAGCGCCGCUUCCGCAGCAAUGCCACUCACGGACACGAGCACGGGAACGGUGGCCACUUGCGCCUCCACGCUGGCGGGGGAGAAAAACCUCUUUUUCGUGGGGGACGACAGCGCGCUCGCCCCGGCGCCGGUAGCGUCUAACGGUGCGAACCCGAAGACGAGCAAUGACGCAAAGCCCGCAGGGGAUUUUUCAAGUGUGUCGCUGCCGUUGUCGCCUCUCUUGCGCACCGAAGACAUGACUGCAGGGAACACUACUGCCUCGGUCUCGUUCGGGGCGCACAUGUCGGUGGCGUCGCCGCUCUCAGCCAACCCUAUGGCCGCAGCAUCUCCUUCGCCGGAGGUGGCCCUGUCUCGGCAACUUCGCAGCUCCUGUGCGUCGCUGUGCCGCUUCCUAGACGGCUGUGCAUCGCCGUCCACACCGCCGCCGCAAUACCAUCCACAUCAGCAGCGCUCCUCUGCGCACCACCCCCCGGUAGCCACAGUAGGGCAUCGUCUUAAGGUGCUGCGAAAGGUGCUGCACUCCUAUGGUCGAACGGCGCUGGUGCUCAGCGGCGGUUCCUCUAUGGGCACCUACCACGCCGGCGUGGCCCGCGCCCUACACGAGGCGGGUGUGUUGCCUGACAUUCUCUGCGGCUCCUCGGCCGGCUCCAUCAUCGCCGCGAUGAUCUGCACCAAGUCGCCAGACGAGCUUCACGCCUUCAUGCAGUCGCACGUCCUUUCGACCGAGGCGAUGCACAUGUCCCCGUUCGGCGAAGACAGUGACCUUACUGGCAAGCUGAAGCGCUUCUUCAAGACGGGCUUUUUGAUGGAUGUGCGGUCACUGAUGGGGUGCAUGCGGGGUCAAUGUGGAGACAUGACGUUUCUGGAGGCGUACCAGCUCAGUGGAAAGGUGCUGAAUGUGUCCGUGACACGUAGCCAGCAGGAGGGCAUGCCGUCGGAUCGGCACGUGCUGCUCAACUAUGUGACGGCUCCGGAUGUUGUGAUUUGGAGUGCAGUCAGUGCCAGCUGCGCCUUGCCGGGACUCUUCACAGCCGUGCAGCUGAUCGAGAAGCCCGCCCUUGGCGGUGGCACAUUUGCCCCGUACCUGCCAGGAGAGCUGUGGUGCGACGGCAGUAUAGCUCAGGAUAUCCCACGGCGGCUGCUGAUUCAGCUCUUUGGCGUCAACUACCUCAUUGUGAGUCAGGUGAACCCGUACGUGAUUCCGUUUCUGCGGCCCCCCAAGUCGCACCACAUCACCGCAACAAGCGGCUCGUGGCUGCCACGGCUGUGGUUCGCAUGGGUGGACGUGUGCGGAUGGUUGUUGACCGUUCUGUUCAGCAUCCACCUGCUUCCACGUUUCGGCCGCUUUGAAAUGCCCUUUAUGCUGUUUGCGCAGUUCUACAGCGGCGACUUGACCAUCCAGCCGAUCAACUCCGUCAUGAAGGCGGUGCCGGACUACCUGAACUUGGUCAACAAUCCGUCCGCUGACUACAUCAGUUACGUGGCGUCGCGUGCGCAGAGCCGCACGUGGCCACUGGUGACAAGGAUUCGCCUUGCGACGAAUAUUGAGCGCUGCCUUCAGCGUGAGAUACGUGCCUUAGAGGCGAUGGAGCUCAAGGAGCAAACGACGUAA
This is a messenger RNA of Leishmania mexicana MHOM/GT/2001/U1103, 2298 nucleotides long. RefSeq lists its product as hypothetical. The transcript has a single exon. The record is from RefSeq and is a predicted model, not a curated record. Bases 1 to 2298 code for a protein of 765 amino acids. Lineage: Eukaryota; Euglenozoa; Kinetoplastea; Trypanosomatida; Trypanosomatidae. Gene Ontology annotation, biological process: lipid metabolic process.